AUGUCAGAUAUAAAUACCGAAUCAGGAGAGUCAACGUCUCUCCCCAACUCUACCGACCCUCCACUUAGCGACGUCAAUAUCGAUGUCGAGGAUGACGAUACUGCUGAGUCCAUAUCAUCGCUUCAACCCAUUGUGUCUAAUACCACAAAUCCUCCUGAAGAACCAAUAAACCCAGUGUUAGGUCAAUAUCAUCAGGCAUGUCAAAAGGGGGACCUUGCUACUGUAAAGCAACUUCUAGAUAGUGGUGUCCUUGACCUUAACACCGAUUUAACGGGCGACAUCACUGGCUUGCAUUGGGCUAGUAUUAAUAAUAGAUUAUCCGUUGUCAAGUAUUUGAUAUCUCAAGGUAUCGAUGUGAAUGCAAAGGCGGGUGAUUUGGAGGCUACUCCAUUGCAUUGGGCUGCAAGGUACGGAUAUGUUCAUAUUGUCGAUUGUCUGUUGAAUAAGGGUGCUGAUCCAACGAUGUGCGAUAUGCAAGGGUUCAAUUUACUGCAUUUAGCUGUGAAUAGUUCAAAUGUUAUGUUGGUUGCCUAUGUGUUAUUUUUCGUAGUGGCUAAGGGGAUCAUCGAUAUUGAUUGCCAAGACCCAAAGGGAAGAACACCCCUUCUCUGGGCUGCCUAUCAAGGUGAUUCACUUUCUGUGAUGCUACUAUUGAAGUUCGGUGCAAGCACUAAGAUUGUCGAUGAAGGAGGAUUUACGCCAUUGCAUUGGGCUACCGUCAAGGGACAACCAUAUGUUUUAACCCAUUUAAUACGCGAUGGUGCUGAUUUCUUCCUCAAGACCAACGACGGAAAGGAUUGUUUCACAAUUGCACAGGAAAUGAACACUUCUCAUUCUUUUAAAGAUGCACUAUCAAUCUGUGGCUUCAAUCAAGAUGGAUACCCCAAAAGGAAGUUAUUUAAGAAAAGUGACCACGCGAAAGUAAUUACUUUCUUUGUUCCCUUGGUAGCACUUUCAAUUAUCUUUAUUUUAUUUACACAUCUUCAUCCAUUGUUUGCUCUUUUAAUUUCAUUGAUAUUUGGUUUAGCUGUUAAUAAAGCAUUAAAGGAACUAAUUCUACCGUCAUAUUCUAAUUACGGGCUCCAUUCAACAAGCUUAUUGAAGUCACCUUUCCUCUCAGGAACCUUUUUUGGUAGUCUGUUAUUAUUGACAAUUGUCUGGAUAUUUAAAAUUGCGCCAUUCACCAUAUUCAAAUCCAGAUUACUAACUAAUUUUUUCAUGUUUCUGAUUUUGAUGCAAAUAUAUUAUUUAUUCAUUAAGUUAAUAUUUUCUGACCCAGGCUGUGUUCCAAUUGAAACUGAUCACGAAAACGUUAGAGGUACUAUAAAGGAGUUACUAGACACUGGUAAAUUUGAUAUCAAGAACUUUUGUCUUGAAACAUGGAUAAGAAAACCUUUAAGAAGUCAUUUCUCCACUCUAAAUACUCAUAAUGUAGCAAGAUUUGAUCAUUUUUGUCCCUGGAUUUACAAUGAUAUUGGAUUAAAGAAUCACAAAAAUUUCAUGUGGUUUAUUCUAUUGACAGAAGUAGGCAUAUGGUUCUUUAUUUCUUUAACCAUGAAAUAUUUUGAUAUAUUGGAAGAUACCAAUGAAGAUGUAGCAUGUUUCCUAUUAGGAGAUGAUGAAUUAUGUGCGGGCUUUGUGUAUGAUCGUUUCACAUUUUUAAUUGCUCUCUGGGCUUUGAUACAAUCAGUGUGGGUUGGUUUCCUCAUUGUGGUUCAAGUUUUCCAAACUUUUACGGGAGUAACAAAUAAAGAAUUUAAUAAAUAUGUCAAAGAAAAAAAGAAUCAACAUGCGUUUGAUCCGAUCUUCUUUAAUGACACAUUCAAUACAACGCCAGAAGAAUUAAGGAAUGAUGAUGACGAUACAGCCGCUUCACGAACUGGAAAUAACCCCAACCAUUCUAAUGGAACGACGAUACCGUCAGAGGGAAGCAGAAUAAAUACGAGAAAACCAAGAACCUGCUUCAAUUUAUGUUUUGCUAUAACAGGUUUAGAUCAGGUUAGAACCAUCGUUAGAGAGACAUUGGGCAUUGGUGGAGCCAAUGAAAUGAGCCGUAUGCAAUUAUUAUCCUCAAUCCCAACAAAUUAUGGAUGGAAAAGGAACUUAGCUGAUUUUUGGCUUACAAGUGAUGUUAUGGCACCAAUCUGGAGAAGACUUUUUUACUCACCUGUUGAAUCAAGAGCCUUACUAAAUGGUGUCGAAGUUGACUAUUUCAAAUUAUAUGACUUCCCAGAGAAAACCUAUCCUGAGCCAACCGGCCCUGAAAGUGUGUAG
Molecule: messenger RNA, 2274 nt
Organism: Naumovozyma castellii
Lineage: Eukaryota; Fungi; Ascomycota; Saccharomycetes; Saccharomycetales; Saccharomycetaceae
Gene: AKR1
Product: palmitoyltransferase AKR1
Exons: 1
Coding region: 1-2274 (757 amino acids)
Source: RefSeq, a predicted model, not a curated record